Wyeomyia smithii (pitcher-plant mosquito) is the source of this 3207-nucleotide messenger RNA. Its product is annotated as NAD kinase-like. The record is from RefSeq and is a predicted model, not a curated record. The coding region runs from base 691 to 2448 and encodes 585 amino acids. NCBI's taxonomy places the organism in Eukaryota, Metazoa, Arthropoda, Insecta, Diptera, Culicidae. Gene Ontology annotation, molecular function: NAD+ kinase activity. The transcript has 8 exons. Gene Ontology annotation, biological process: NADP+ biosynthetic process; NAD+ metabolic process.
CUGGCCAUCGACUAAGGUGGCGGUGCGGGUACGCUCUCUGGUCGGUGUAGCUCAUAGGCAUUCACGCAGCUGUCCCUGAACAAGCGUCAUUAACACACGCGGUCGCACGGUCGGUCUGUCAGCGGACGCCUCACAUCCGAGGGUGAACUGUAAAGUUUCAGAUCUAGUUCUGUGGUACGGUUCCGGAGGCGGUACGGUUUCAGAAGCGGCGUGGUAAAUCGCUACCGUGCUUUGUCGUGAAACUUCAGAGGUCGUGCAGGCGUCGCGUACAUAGUCGUCUCGUCUCGUGUACGCCGGAUUCGACUUAAAUUCCUCGGACAUAGGCAUGGUCUAGGCGUCGUCUGAGAGCUCUGUGGUCGCAGCUCGAUGUUAACUUUAAUGAAAGUGUUCACUUGGUUGCAGCAUUCAUUUGCAGCAGAUCUAAUAACGAAAUUAAAAUUUUGCCCUGUGAAUUAGGCAAGACAGCAGCGGUUAAUGAAGGGAGUGUUGGUGCAUUGGGAAGUGUGAAAUCAGUGAGUUCGCAAGUGUUAUUGAGUGUGGAGAUUGUAUAUUAUCAAUUGCAACAUUAUGGACUGGAUUUAGUGAAAAGCUCACCGUGUAUUUCGAGUUCCUGCUCAUCUGACAAAUUAAUCUGUGUGUUUAGGCAAGAUUUCUGAAGUAUACUGCAAAAUUGUGUAACAUCAUAAACCUAUGGCUUAUCUGUCGGAUAUUGACCUGGCAACGUUGCACAGAUCCAGACUGGAGGAACGCGUCCAUUACAAAUUGUCCUCCUGGAACAGAUCUGCUACGGUUGAUAGUAGUAGCAGCAGCAGCAUCAGCAGCUUUCAGUUGGCCCAGAGAAGGUCAAUUAAAACUCCGUCGGAAGCAACAAGCAGCCGCCGGCCAGGCGACUCUUCGUUCUCCUCCACCGUUGCAAUGGAUGACAUAAUAAACAAUAAUCAACUUGGACCGGCCAGGCGAGUUGAUCAGCAGCAGAAAAACUUCGCCAGUACCUGCGAGAUUAACAACACUUCAGCUCAGCAUGAAGAGGCUCGUAGAGUGACGUCAAGCUAUCGGGUUGGCGCCGGCAGGCACCAGUCAAAUGUACAUGUGAUAAAACGCCGCAACCGGAAUAGCAAUAGCUGUUCCAGUACCGGUACCAGUGCCAGCAGCAGCAAUGGCACAGUUGGCAGCAACUUCAAACAUGUCGAGUGGAGCGAUGACGAUUAUCUUAACGAUGAUGGUUACUUUUCGUCAGAGACGCGUCGCCGGAGAUCCGGUACCUGGCCGCGAACGCGAAGUUUGAACGCACCGUCACCAUUCCAACAGUUUGGACCAUGUGGUCGGAUUAUGAAAAACUCUGCCAUGGUGAUGCAAAUUCAGGAUCCCGCCAGCCAGCGACUGACCUGGUACAAGCCUCCACUAGCAGUGCUGGUGAUAAAAAAGGUUCGUGACUCGAAGGUGCUGCAGCCAUUCGUAGAACUGGUCGAGUGGCUUAUCAAGGAGAAGCAUAUGGUGGUCUGGGUGGAGGGUGCCAUUCUGGACGAUCCGCUGCUGACGGGAGACAAGCGCUUCACUAAGAUCCAGGAUAAAUUAAUCACCUUCAAAGACGGCCGGGACGACCUAACGGACAAAAUCGACUUCAUUAUCUGCCUGGGCGGAGAUGGAACGCUGCUGUACGCAUCACUGCUGUUUCAGAAGUCGGUUCCACCGGUGAUGGCAUUCCAUUUGGGUUCGUUGGGCUUUCUGACGCCAUUCCAGUUCGACAAUUUCCAGGAACAGGUCACCAAUGUGCUCGAGGGUCACGCCGCACUUACGUUACGUAGCCGGUUGAGGUGUAUUAUCGUUCGAAAAGACAAAACCGAGCAGGAGAUAGCCACCUUCAGAUCGUCGCAGGAUCCGACGACUAACAUUUUGGUUCUCAACGAAGUGGUGAUUGAUCGCGGUCUGUCAUCGUACCUGAGCAAUAUCGACCUAUUCUUGGACGGAAAGCACAUUACCUCCGUGCAGGGUGAUGGGCUGAUCGUUUCCACUCCAACCGGGAGUACGGCCUAUUCGGCAGCCGCAGGAGCCUCCAUGAUUCAUCCUUCUGUGCCGGCCAUUCUGGUGACGCCGAUCUGUCCCCAUUCGCUCAGUUUCCGACCGAUCGUAUUGCCAGCUGGGGUGGAGCUUAAGAUUGCUCUAUCACCGGAUAGUCGAAAUAGCUCGUGGGUAUCGUUUGACGGCAGGAACCGUCAAGAAUUGCUACACGGUGACAGCUUGCACGUGACCACUUCCAUCUACCCGGUGCCAAGUAUAUGCGCUCAGGACCAGAUCGCCGACUGGUUCGAUUCGUUGGCCGAGUGCCUCCACUGGAACGUGCGCAAGCGGCAAAAGUGCUUGGACGAACUGUCCGACCUGACCGGUUCGGGAACGGAGGACAGUGCCAUCGAGGAAAUCGACCGCGGUAUCGAUAACUUGGAAACCUAAGCACCAUCGCAGCCUAUGCUCAAAAUCAUUGCGGCGUUGCCGGGAUCCUGCACAAGUCCCCCUCCGAGAACCGCUUUAAGUUACCAGUUACUACUCCGAACAGUGACAACCUUUUUAUUCAACCCGCAAGCCGCAAGACGCCGCGGAGGAUGCUUCUACGGUUUUUCUUACAAUUUUUAACCUUGACUGUGCGUGAGACCAAGUAGGUGAAAAGUGUGGUCAUUAUAAUUUGAUUUAAUCAGCAAAUGAUCGGUUUGGUUGCGUUGGGAUGAAGCCUGUAUAGAGUGUGAGGAGCUUUAUAUAUACUACAGGAAUUAUAGACAGCAAAGUGAUUCGUUUGGUCAUUCCGGUUUGGAGCCAAAAUAUGGUGAUUAAAUUAUUGUGAAGAUACUGGUUAGGUGAAAAAAAAUGUUAUCAACACUGUUCAAGUUCAAGUUUGAUCUAAAGACGCAAUAGAGAGUUGUGUACUGUCAAUGUGUUCCAAUGAAUGGCGAACUGUUGGUGUGCGUGUGAGAAAUGAACUUUUAGGGCGACUAUAGUUUGUACUCGUUUUCUUUCGUAUUGUAGGCUUAGCCUUUUAUGCUUAAAUCGGACUAUUAUUAUCAUAUUCGCAUGAGCAACUGAAGAUCAAUAGCAAAGAACGUAAAAAAAGCAAAUCAAAUACAGUUGUUGAAACUUUAGAGGUUAGUAAAAGUUGAUUUUUAAAAUUUAUAUAAAAUAUUUAAUAAAAAAAUCAAUAAAAAAAGUUUACCAACGAAA